GUUUGAGAAAACUUAGCCAAGGAAGAUAGAUAUGACUGUGCUGCCAUUUUUUUAACUGUUAAGUUUUGGACUCUCCCAGAAUGCUGAGCAUAACCCGGUUAGCCCUGGGGACCAAGAUUAUAGGAUUGUCUUUGCGUGGCAAGGCCUCCCUUGCUGCCACGAUGGUGAAAUAUCGGAAGAUGUGGAAGCCAACAGAACCACAGAACUGGGCAGUGGAUUAUCAGGAGAAAUACAUCCCGUUUUCCAAGAAUCAACUGGUUGAAGCCCUGGUAAAGGAGUUCCACUCUUCUAGUCAUGAAGAACGCAUCUCAUUCUUGCAAUUUGUGUCUCAAGUGGACUCGUCCCUUGUACACCAUUACUACUCUGUUUUGGAGCAGCUACAGACACUCUAUACACCUAUUGAUCCUGAUCGGGACACACUACAGGAAUUCUGUUUGACAGAUGCCGAACGAUUAAUAAAAGAACAGGGAGUUUUGGCCAAGAUGGAACCACUAUUGGAUCAGGCCAACUUCAACAAGUUGUCAGAUGAAGCACUGGCUUAUGCACUAAUUGUCAAUCACCCUCAUGAUGAAGUCCAGGUGACAGUGAAUUUGGAUCAGUACGAAUACAUCACCUUCUGGGCUCUUGGCCAACGGAUAGGACCUCUGCGGGUGAUGGCUGCAACUCGAGCCCAGAGGACGGGCUUCUUCGGCACUGCACGGAUUCCUGCAGACAGGCAUUACUUCAAACGAGUUGUAGUGGCUGCCCGAUCCAAGAAUGCCCAUCUGGUGCUGAAAUGCUUUAAGGACAUCCCUCUGGAAGGUCUGGAGCAGCUGCUGCCCUUGGUCAAAGUCCGCACCUCCAUCUUCCACAGAGCUCUGAUCAACACCAUGCUGGUUGUGAGCGGCUUGGCCCUCUUUGUAAAUGUGGGCAUGGUGGUGCUCUCCGACCUCAAGAUAGGCACCACCACCCUGCUCUUCUUCUUUGCUGCCUUGAUGGCCUUCCGGGCUUGGAAGGUCUUUGGCCAGCGGAGGAAUAUCCACUCUCUCGAACUGGUGCAUAUGCUGUACUACCGCAGCACCUCCAAUAACUCAGAGCUUUUGGAUGCCCUCACCCUGCGGGCCCAGGAGGAGCACGCCAAGGAAGUCAUCUUGGCACACAGUUUCCUCCUGCGGUGCCACCAGCAACCACAGCAGCCCUUGUCAAAGGAGGCAGGUGUUGAGAGAGACUCCAAUCCUGUUGAACAUCUGAGGAAACAGGUUGAGGCUUGGUUGCGCCUGCGUUCUGGGCUGGAAAUUAACUUCUGUGCCGAACGUGCCUGGAAGCAUCUCAAGGAAUUGGAAGUCAAGGGAGCAGCCCAUCCUGUCAUUGGAUAAGAGCUUCCUCGGAUUGUUUUAAUUGGUGUUUGGGGCUCUAAAUCAGCCUUGUCCCUGUGGUAUUGAGCAUGCCAGGUUUUGAAGGCGAGAGGAUGUGAACCUUAUUUUUCCAAAGCAUUAAGAGAACAGUGCCCUGUGGUGUAGUUACUUGUACCACAUGGAUCCUUAGAAGCUAUUGGAUUUCAGCUCCUGAGAUGUGCUUCCUUUAACACCAGUUCUUCUUCCAGAUAUCCUGUUGGAAAUGUGCUGUAAUGUUAACCUUUGCAUACUACAAAAAUACUAUUUGGGGUACAACAUUAGACCUCAUUAUACAAAGCCAUAAUGCACCUCAGAUUCUCUUCUUUGCAGAGAGGAACUUUCUUGCUUUUAAAAUAUCAGCACUUUUUAUUAGACACACUGCUUUUUUUUUUCCCCCUUCCUUUGAGCUGUUUAUUUUUCUUUCUCCAAGGAAUGAGUGGAAGCAGUUUACAUUUGAAAUGAGCACUGUGCAAAGCAGUGAAUCUCUUUUGCAUUUAGGGCGAGAUGGGUUUUUAAUAUCAUGUGCUAGCCUGCUGGGGGCAUUUCUGAAAAAU
This is a messenger RNA of Protobothrops mucrosquamatus (brown spotted pit viper), 1927 nucleotides long. RefSeq names its product transmembrane protein 143 (gene TMEM143). Bases 81 to 1355 code for a protein of 424 amino acids. The transcript has 7 exons. The record is from RefSeq and is a predicted model, not a curated record. Gene Ontology annotation, cellular component: mitochondrion. NCBI's taxonomy places the organism in Eukaryota, Metazoa, Chordata, Lepidosauria, Squamata, Viperidae.